AUGGCUUUUCAGCUUUUGUGCGAAAAUCACUCUUCCCUUUCACUUGCAGCCUGCGAUGGCCGAUUUACCACUCGACUUUCUACUCUGAUCAACAAACACAGUUCCGCCACGAACACCAUCACCUCAUGUCCGUCUUACUUCUUCUUUCGGUUCACUUCUCUCAACCUCGAUUACCUCCAGUAUCUUCUCCUUCGAUUGCGUUCGGUUUCGUCAAGGCGAGGCUUCAUACCGCUCAGUUCUCAACAUCGACCUCUAAUUCAGUUUCAACGCGAUGAAGAUGAUGAAUCAAAAGGCGUUAUGCAGAUGAAGAUGAUGAAUGAUGAAGAAGAACGGAUGCAAUUUGAAGAUGAUGACGAGCGGCUUGCAGGAGUGAAUGGAAAAGAUGUGCGCUGCGAGAGAAAUGAAGAGCUCUGA
Molecule: messenger RNA, 414 nt
Organism: Vicia faba (fava bean)
Lineage: Eukaryota; Viridiplantae; Streptophyta; Magnoliopsida; Fabales; Fabaceae
Source: the annotation of a GenBank genome assembly